AAGAGGUAGAAAUCAAAAAUUGGGUUAAAUUGUGAUUGUCUUCCGAUGCAAGGAUACCCCGAAGUUUAUUCGUCAGUAUAAAUAGAAUUUUUAAGUUCACAAUGUCAAACCCAACAGCUUAUCACGCAUCGCCAGAAAACGUACAAGUAAACAUGGCGAACCAAAUGCAACAGCCUCAGAUGGGAUUACCGCAAGGUGUUGUUGUGCCACAGGGUUUACCCCCGGGAUUAGCGUAUCUCGGUGCUCUAGAUGAAGUUCGAAUCCACCAACAUUUGGACUUAGUGGAAGUUAUGGUUGGCUGGGAAAGAAACAAUAAAUACAGACUCUGUAACAACCAGGAACAGCAGUUUAUGUAUGCCAAAGAAGAUACGGACUGUUGUACAAGGCAGUUCUGUGGGCCUGCCCGGCCAUUUGUCAUGGACAUUAUGGACAACAACAUGCAGCCCCUGAUUCGAUUGGAUCGCCCCUUUAGGUGUCAAGCAUCUUUCAUGUGGUGUUGCUACUUACAGGAAAUGGAUAUUCAGAGCCCCCCAGGAGUGUCCAUAGGAUCUGUGAAACAAAUAUGGACACCAUGGAAACCAAAGUUUGAGAUCCUAGACAGCCAGGGACAACAGAAUUUUAUCAUUGAGGGAGAGUGCUGCUUCUGCUGUCCAUGUAGAGACAUUAUUUUCAAGGUGUUUGAUCCCAAGAUGCAGGAGGUGGGGGAAAUCAUUAAACACUGGGGAGGCUGUCGAGAAAUCCUGGGAGCUGUCAAUGACUUUAAAAUUACUUUCCCUGUGCAGCUUGAUGUCUUCAAAAAGUCAUUGUUGAUGGGUGCAGUUUUUCUCAUCGAUUUCAACUACUUUGAGAGGAAUAGGAACCAAUAACU
Messenger RNA from Saccostrea echinata, 868 nucleotides. Its product is annotated as phospholipid scramblase 2-like. The record is from RefSeq and is a predicted model, not a curated record. The transcript has 6 exons. NCBI's taxonomy places the organism in Eukaryota, Metazoa, Mollusca, Bivalvia, Ostreida, Ostreidae. Gene Ontology annotation, cellular component: plasma membrane. Gene Ontology annotation, molecular function: phospholipid scramblase activity. Bases 102 to 866 code for a protein of 254 amino acids. Gene Ontology annotation, biological process: plasma membrane phospholipid scrambling.